Messenger RNA from Wyeomyia smithii (pitcher-plant mosquito), 795 nucleotides. RefSeq lists its product as uncharacterized. Lineage: Eukaryota; Metazoa; Arthropoda; Insecta; Diptera; Culicidae. The record is from RefSeq and is a predicted model, not a curated record. The coding region runs from base 308 to 718 and encodes 136 amino acids. Gene Ontology annotation, molecular function: nucleic acid binding. The transcript has 2 exons.
CACACACUGACGAAACUACGCAUGCUGCAUCAAUCAUAUUGACCGAUGACCGAUGAGACAGACAUCGUGCGGCAGUUCGUGGACACCGGAUACGCCCGUUCCGGCAUCUACAACAUCUUGGCACUAUUGGACAACAAUCAGAGCAUUGAAAGAAAGCCCAGUUCCGGACGGCCGACGACCCUGAGCGACAAGAAGUUCCAAAGAAUGCUGAAGAGGAAGACCGAGGGAAAAGUGGCUACAUCGCUGCGAGCGCUUGGCCAUACAUGUUAGGAAGCAGUCCCGUUCACUAGUCUCGGAGCUGCAAGCAAUGACGCAGCGGCAGCGCCUGAAUAAGAUGGUCAAACAGAUUUUCCCGGCAAUUCAUGGUGGUGAUGGACGACGAGACCUGUCUCACUCUGGAUGGCAACGACUGAUCCCCAAGACGGUGCUGCUGUGCUGUGGCAGCGUGAAGGGGAUGUCAAAGCUGCUCUUCUUUUGCUCCGGACUGGCCGAGAACGGGGGAAUUUAUAGUACGAAGUACCUGCCGGAAGUAGCGUCGUUCACCAAAAAAUACCAUAAGGCCGAAGACACGGUUUUUUGGUCGGAUCUGGAGACGGCUCACUAUUCGAGGCGAUCUAUUGAGGAGAUGGAACGGCUAAAUGUCGAUGUGGUUCCCAAGUUGGUGAACCCGCCCAACGUCCCCAAGUUGCGUUUCGUCGAAGAUUUCUGGCAAGCCUGAAGCGUAAGAUCUACUCCAACAAUUUUGUCGCGAAAUUUGAGGAGGAAUUGAUAAAUAAAAUGAAAAGAGAAUUUAAA